Molecule: messenger RNA, 1836 nt
Organism: Penicillium antarcticum
Lineage: Eukaryota; Fungi; Ascomycota; Eurotiomycetes; Eurotiales; Aspergillaceae
Exons: 4
Coding region: 1-1836 (611 amino acids)
Cellular component (GO): nucleus
Molecular function (GO): protein binding
Source: RefSeq, a predicted model, not a curated record
AUGUCGAACCCCGCCCAGCCUUAUGACUCGCAUCGGCGGUCAACCGUCUUCAGUCGCCAGCCCGAGGAGCUUCACAUGCCGUCGACGGCAUUAAGCAAUCCCAACCUGUCCCGUCAAUCCUCCUCGCAUGACUACCCAGCGCCCGACGGAGGUGCCCGACUUCCCGCAAUUAAUGUCCAAUCAAGCCCGAAGUAUGGAGGUGAUGGAAAUAACAGCAGCACUGCGCUCCCAGGAGCCUUGCAGCCAGGAAAUCAGAACCGCCCUGCGGCGGUAUCAAUAAACACCGCCCCAUCGGUUGUCCCUACCAUGCCUCAUUCCUCGACCCAGCCGAAUCACCGCGCAAGCAUGAUCAACUCCCAUGGACAUUCGCGAUCUAGUCCUGCUGGGUUCGAGCAGUCGAUCUACAAGCAACACGGUGCGCCGGAGAGCUCCAAGUACCCCUCCUCUCCUGGAGGGUUCCCGCCUCAUACUCCGCAAGGCUCGAAGUACUCUCCUCUCGGUCUUGCCGAUAUUAGACCCCCUGGCGAGCACCUCUUGAGUGAGGCGCUUAUGAACCCUGGAAUUUCGUCGGUGUCUUACAAUGGAGACAACCAGGUCCCGACCAACAGCAACUAUGUCGCGCCGUGGCCCAUAUACGCGGUGGAUUGGUGCAAAUGGCCGAUUACCGGAAACUCAGGCUUUGGUGGAAAAUUAGCUCUUGGAAGCUAUUUAGAAGACAACCACAAUUAUAUCCAAAUCAUCGAUUCACACUGGACGCAACCAGAUCCCGACACCCCAGACGCUGCUGCUGGAGAGAUCAAGUUGGAAUACGUUAAAACAGCCGAGGCAACUCACUCUUACCCCGUCACUCGCAUUCUGUGGGAGCCUCCAUCGUCCCAAAAGCAAUCGACUGAUCUGCUUGCCACUUCAGGAGACCACCUCCGUCUAUGGUCUCUGCCAAAUUCCCAGCCUCUACAAAGCUCGAACUCGAUUACUCGUCCCUCGAGCCAGCGAGACGCCGCCACAUCUAAGCUCUCCCCAUUGGCAUUGCUGUCAAAUUCGAAGUCUCCCGAACACACUGCUCCCAUUACAUCUCUUGACUGGAACACCAUCUCCCCCAGUCUGAUCAUCACUUCCAGCAUUGAUACAACCUGCACCAUCUGGGAUAUUCCAACAUUGACCGCCAAGACACAGCUGAUCGCUCACGACAAGGAGGUCUAUGACGUUCGAUUCUGCGCUAACAGCGUCGAUGUCUUCGUUAGCUGUGGUGCUGAUGGCAGUGUGCGCAUGUUCGAUUUGCGAAGCCUUGAACACAGUACUAUCAUUUAUGAGCCGACCGAUAAGAACGAGAAGCCGGUUGUAAGCCCUGGUAGCUCCAGUCCUCCGGGCCAAUCGCAGAAUGGCCUCUACCCACCACCUCUUCUGAGAAUCGCUGCCUCCCCCCAUGACGCCCACCUCCUGGCAACAUUCUCCCAAGACUCAAGCGUCGUCCGAGUCCUAGACGUCCGCCAACCAGGCCAAGCUCUCCUAGAAUUGAAAGGUCACUCCGCAGCCCUAAACUGCGUAGAAUGGUCCCCAAGCCGCCGCGGCAUCCUAGCAUCCGGUGGCGACGACAGCAUGGUUCUCCUCUGGGAUCUAAUCAAUCAACACAACGCCGCCCCAGUGCCCUCACCAACCCCCCACACACCCGGAGCCCCAGCCACAACCUCAGAGCGCGGCCCAGCAGCCGUUUGGCAAAGCGAAUACGAAGUCUCCAACAUAAGCUGGUCACCCCAAGGCGGGCCAAACCACACCGGCCUCCCGCGUGAAUGGCUGGGUGUUUGUGGCGGACGGGGAAUUACCGGCGUUGCGCUAUAA